AUGAAACUGGUUCUUUUUCCCAAACAGGAGGCAAAACAAUCGAUGAUAAGUCAGACACAAAAAGUGAAAGAAGAAAAUCAGAAAUUAAGAAAAGAACUACUGGCAUUGAUUAGAAGAACUCGCGCCCUUCACGAGAAACGACAGCAGCUUGAAGAACAACAUAAAACAUUAAAACGUGAUUUACAAUACGGAAAAGACUUAACCAGAAUACAGGGGACAAGACAGAACAGACUUUAUAAAUCGUUUGGAAUUGUGGAGAAAACAACAGAGUCAUCACCAAGAAAAGCUUGA
This is a messenger RNA of Paramuricea clavata, 291 nucleotides long. The record is from the annotation of a GenBank genome assembly. Lineage: Eukaryota; Metazoa; Cnidaria; Anthozoa; Malacalcyonacea; Plexauridae.